AUGGCUUUCGUCCUGUCAAGACUUGGAGAUAAUGGCGCGCAUUUUGCUUCACCAGCCACCAUAGUAACAGUCAUGAUCGCGAAUAUUCCUAAAUUCCAAUUUCCUGCUCCAGGACCAGAUCUACCGUCUUGGCCAGCAUUCACCAAUGAACCAUUCAAACCCGGCAACAACCCGUCUGAUUACAUGAGGAUAUACCUGCAAUAUCUGCUUGACGACAGAGACAAUUACCCUGUCGAUGGCUUUGGACCAGGGACCGCUCUCGUUCAGAUACACGACAUCAUAGAUCCGCUUUUCAUCGGGUCGAAUCUGGAGUCCGAUACUACAUGGACAAAUUAUAUCCAUUCCGUACAGAUAUAUUGUUUGGUGUGUCCUCCUUUGGAGAGCGGCGGCAAAAGAGGAGAAACAGACGAUUUAGGCUGGCCCUUCUGCGGCGGCGACAUCCAAGCCAUCCAAUCGACGUCUCCGGCAUCCGAUGAGAUAGCUGGCUGGACUCCACAAAGUGAAGUCAAUCAAGGACUUGUAGUACCAAAACCAAGUGACGGAUGGGAGAACACAAGUUUGGCAUGUACACUUGCCAUGUACACGACUUUCGACGUAAUUGAUGCGACAGUCUCGCUCUACAUGAAUCGUCCAAGCGUCAGGAGUCAAUUGUUCAUUGUGUCUAGCACACCACGAGACGGCGCAUCGGACUUUGGUGUGCUGAUGCCAUACCGAUACAGCGCGUACUGUACCCAUGGCACUCGAAACGGGACUGGCUGCAAUGAAGCAGAGCUUUCUUACUCGACAAGCACUUAUGGUUCUGCACCUACAUCAACCCGGGACACGUGGGAUACUUUGUUCCCCACUUCUAUCUAUCCAGCUCCAGCUCGAAAUUCCAUCGAUGUCUGUGCUCCAUCGAGGUUCAACAACUGUCGAAAAGAUGGAUGGUAUGGAUGGUCGAUUGGCCAGCGCGUUGGAGUUAUCAUUGGCGUGGUAGUCGGUGUCAUCGUUGUCAUACUACUAUUGCGUCGUGUCCCACCGUCCGUGUGGUCUCAUAAGCGAGAGAAGGCAAGACCGCUACUCUUGAGCGAGUUGCGCAGCCAACAGGCUAUAGAAGAGGGAGCUGCAGCUGAGCGACGUUAUGUUGAAAGGACACGUGGGGAACACACAAGUACUUCAAGAGGCAAUGAAGAUGCAAUAGAGCAAUCUCUACAAACUGUGCCCCCAACAUGGAGACAUGGGGAACACGCAAGUAGUUCAAGAGGCAGCGGAAACGCAGUAGAACAACCCGUAGAAGAUGUGCCCCCAACAUACAAAGAAGCGAUGAAGGAUCGUAGGCGUACGUCAGGUGUAGGUCGUCCGCGAAUGAACGAAUAUACAUCCACAGGAUGGCCACCAGUGUACGCAGACGCUGUACAACAACCUGUACCCGUUGCAAACACUCCACUGCGAGUUCCCUAUCCGACCCUUCCCGUGUCCCCGCCAAGAUAG
Alternaria burnsii is the source of this 1470-nucleotide messenger RNA. RefSeq lists its product as uncharacterized. The transcript has a single exon. The coding region runs from base 1 to 1470 and encodes 489 amino acids. Lineage: Eukaryota; Fungi; Ascomycota; Dothideomycetes; Pleosporales; Pleosporaceae. The record is from RefSeq and is a predicted model, not a curated record.